Messenger RNA from Dermacentor albipictus, 3808 nucleotides. The record is from RefSeq and is a predicted model, not a curated record. Lineage: Eukaryota; Metazoa; Arthropoda; Arachnida; Ixodida; Ixodidae.
CGACUUCAAGGAGAAAAGAACCAUCAGUAAAAAACUUAACUGGCGCAGUCGGCAGGAUCGGCGAGCUCUACAACAUCGAAUCCUGGACCAGUGGUGAAGGGAUCAAGUCAUCCAACGAGCACCUCCUGCACCUUUGAGAAGAUCCCACAGCAGCCAAGCCCGGCACCGUGGAGGAGAUCCGAAAACGACAGUGCAUUCAGCAAAGGGUGAGCAGGAUUUCUUGCGUCUUUCUCAAGUUGGCAUGGCAGUUGAUGUGUAGAGCAAAUGGUGAGGACACGCGGGGGCGCAGAGACAAUGGAGUCUAAUGGAGUUGAGGGUGCGACGGUGGCGGAAAUGGAUCGGAAUCGGGAGUUAUCAAAUGACGAUAGGCUAAAUUCCGAUAAGUCAAAUGAAAUGAGAGAACCCAGUCAGAGCCAGGAAUUUUCGCAGCAGGCAUCUCAGCCUUUGCAAAUUCCGAAUGAUACAAGAACGCUUGAGCUUGAAAUUCAAAGGCUCAAUGCUCAGACUACCUGUAUACAGCUUCAGAUUGAGUACGAAAGGCUGUUGCAGGCAAGGACGAAUGCUGAACGUCUCAAUGGCGCAUCGUCCAGCGCUGAGUCGGAGCGGGGCGAUCGGAGGCGAAUGGGCUUUGACUCCGUCGAGCAAUGCGCAAAAGUGCUGAAAGGGUUCCGCCUGCCGUGUGACGCGGAUGUACCCUUAUGGUUUGAGGAGGUAGAAAGACUUUUUGCUACUUACGGGGUACCGUAUGAGAGUCGCGUGCAUUUAGUCAUGCCAGCUCUAACUGAGCGCGUUCGCUACCUACUGCGUAACCUCAACCAGGAAGAGAGUACAGAUUACGAGUCAGUUAAACAGGCAGUGCUGAUGGAACUGAAGCUUUCUCCAGCAGAGUAUCUGCAAAGGUUUGAGAGAGCAGUGAAGCGGAAGGAGGAAACGUGGUCACAGUUCGCGUCGCGAGUGAAAACGUAUUUCUCCUACUACCUUCAAGUAAGAGGAGCCGACACUGUAGAAGUGAUGGCAGAACUCAUGGUAGCGGAUCGUAUAAAAGCGGGCCUUAGUAUAGAGGGUCUUGAGUACGUGAGGCUACGAGAAGGCGAGGGAUGGCUUAAGCCACCUGAGAUUGCCAAAGUACUACAAACUUUGGAACAAGCCAAAGGCAAAGGAUACGCCUCAAAGUCAUCAGUGGCAGAGAUGGGGCAAAAGCAGACGCGCGUAGCGAAAAGCGCCCUCAGGUGCCACGUAUGUCACAGCUCAGGCCAUUUCGCUAAGGAUUGCCCGAUGUCUAGUGACAAGGAAAAUCAGCCAAAGAAGGCUAUCGAGCCAAGGCAGAGGGCACAAAGGGUGUCGAUAGCCCACGAGACGGGAAGUGAGAUACCGAAUGGAGUCCUCACUGCAAAGGUAGAGGCCUUGAAACACAAAGGCGAAGGCAUGACUAACCUGCAGUUGAUCCCUAUCUCAUGCGGAAACGUAUCCACAGAUGCGAUUCUAGAUACGGGAAGUGAAAUAACUGUCAUACGCGAGAGUCUCCUUCCGAAAAGUAUCGUGGAGCCAUCAGGCACAAUAAGAUUGGUGUCUGCAUUUGGUAAAACUAUCGAGGCAAAGCUAGCAACGUUGCCGGUAAAGUUAAAUAGCCCGCAAAUGGCGGCGGAGCCCCAGAACAUUGACCUACUCUGCGCGUUGACUAAUGAGCUCGUCGAGGGCACAGAUUGUUUGUUGACCAAGGAAGAUUGGGAACAUUUAUUCAAGGCCAGCAGCUCUCUGGAAUCCAUUGUAGCACCGGCCGAGCCUGCUCAGAGGAUAGAGCGAUCAAAUGAGAAAGCCGAGGCAGUAGCCUGCAAUGUUACUUUGGAGGAGGAAGGUGUUUCUGGAGAAGUUGAGCUAAUUGAUGAAGAGAGGGAUGCGUCAAUAAGCCAGAGAGAAGAGUUCCGCAGAUUGCAGCUAGCUGACGCUACCUUAAAGAAAGGUUGGGAAGAUGCUCGGAGUGGGAAAUCCGGCAUGUUCGUCUCUGAUGGACUCUUACACCACUGGGACUCAAUAGUAGGCACCCGAGUGAGACAACUAGUUGUUCCCAAAGACAAGCGCAGUGAGGUGAUGCGUUUAGCUCAUGAGUCACUAUGCGGAGGGCACCUAGGGCCAAGGAAAACUAAAGUGCGUAUUAGGUGUAAUUUUUUUUGGCCUGGCAUGGAGAAGGAGGUAUUAGAGCAUUGUCGUUCAUGCCAUGAUUGUCAAAUUCGCUCUGACAGGCGUCGCACGGACAGAGUAUCUAUAACUCCUCCCACUAGGCCAAAUCACCCUUUUCAAAUUGUCAAUGCAGACAUCAUUGGACCCUUAGACAGACCGUCAGCGAAAGGUCAUAGGUACGCGCUAUGCUUGGUGAACAUGUGCACAGAGUGGCCAGAGGUUGUCCCACUGCGCUCUUUGACAGCUAAGGCGACUUGCGACGCGUUGAUUGAAAUUUUCAGUCGCACUGGCGUUCCGGAAAUGAUCUGUUCCGACCAGGGCACUAAUUUCAAAUCACAGCUCACACAGUCGAUGCUCGAGAAAUUAGGUUGCGCACCAAGAUUCUCAACCCCAGAACACGAAGAGAAAAUAGCUGCAAUUAAGAAUGUGGCGACACCACGCACUAAAAAGGAGCUACGCAGCCUGCUAGGACUGUGCGGCUACUAUCGCGAGUGCGUCCGAGAAUGUGCAGAGGUGGCGAGCCCGCUCACGCGGUUAACAAAGAAGGGGGUACCCAAUAGCAUACCCUGGUCAGAGGAAGCUCAGACGGCGUUUAAGACACUGAAACAGUCCCUGUGCGAGGCCGUGGCGCUCAGCACUCCAGACCCAUCUGAGCCCUACUGGCUUUUCACAGACGCGUCAGCUACGGCGGCGGGCGCUUGUUUGGCGCAAAUGACAGCCGAGGGAAAGGAGGGGCCUAUUGCCUUUGCCAGCCACCGCUUCACGCCGACUCAGACGCGAUGGUCGACAAUUGAGAGGGAAGCGUUUGCUAUUAUAUGGGCCUUAAAGAAGUUUGACUACUGGCUUUUUGGUGCCGAGAUAAACGUUGUUUCCGACCACAAUCCAUUGUCGUACCUUACAACUUCGACUCCACACGGGGCAAAAUUGACAAGAUGGGCGCUGGCUUUACAGCGAUAUCACGUGUCAGUGCGACAUCGGAAGGGUGUCAGUAAUGGUAACGCGGAUGCUUUGUCCAGGCUUCACAACAGCUCAUGGAAGCCAGCGUAAUACUAUAGUGCCAUGCCAACUGGAUGGGCGUGAAUGUUCCUGCUCACUUGGCGCUGUAUAUUGCGGACUUUGUGAGUGCCGAUUCAAGACCCAGAGACACUAGAGUGCUCUUACAGUUUGGAACUGCAAUCGUGUGCUUAAUAGUUUGAUGACAUGUAUUGUGUAUUUCUUUUUACUCUCUUCUUGCUUUGUUACUUGAAAGUGUUUGUUCUUGUGAUGUAAUUAGGCUAGGGUGUGGUUAGAAUGUUCAUUACGUAAUCGCGGCAGUGAUUUAUCGUAUCACUGAGCGAAAAUCAGCCCAGUAUACUCUUUAGGGGGAACGUGUUAGGCCGCUCAUCUCUCGAACAGGAAGAAUGGACGGCGUAGGGCUGCAUGAUUGUUUUGUAUAUACUUUUGAAGUGCCGCUAGUUGCACGUGCGUUUUGUGAAUAGGGAAGCGUCUAACCCCCCAGCGCCUCAGGCGGCAAUCGUUUCUGUGGUUGAGGGGUCGGACGGCCCGCGUGGUGUUGGGUGACGAGCCGAGGCGCGCGCCGCCGCGGGGGGCGCGGUGCAGAGGGGAAAACGGACUCGGAGAAAAUGCUUUU